AUGAACACAUUCAGUAAUGUCAUGGGUUUCAGUGUCUUAAUUAUUGCCACUGAAGGAUCAUCAGUGAAAGUUCAUCCAGGAGGAAACACAACACUUCCCUGCAGCAUUAAAAAUGAUAAAGAGAUUACCUGGAUCAUUACAAAUGGAAACCAAACAUUUGUCAGAAUUCUGAGACUAGAAUAUGGUUAUGGUCCAGAAUCUAAACCAGAGCCCUCCAAUAUUCACCCCAGUUAUGCAGGUCGAAUAAGAGCUCUCAGUUCAUCCACAAACACUCACUCUCUGCUUCUGAUGAACAUCACUGACACUGAUCUCAUGCUCUACUGCUGCACUGAAUGCAUGUUAGAGCAAACUCACUGCACAAAACUGGACUAUGAAGAAGUGAGCACUGAAGAUGUCGAUCAGGCUACAGAUACUAGCAGUAAUGAUCCAGUGAUCAUCAGUGUCAUCCCGUGGCUGCCUGUCGUCUGCUUGCUUCUGCUACUCUUACUGGUGUCAAGUGUCUAUGUGUGUUGGAGAGGAACAGGACUGUGGAAAGGUUGUGGAAGAACUAAUAACCUGAACCAGGACUGGAUUCAUAUUGUUCAGGGUAAAAUGGGACAAACACUAUUUGAGCCAUGUGAGGCAGUGGCAAAGAGCCUGCAGUGUAAAAAGACGAACGCUCUUGGAGCCACAGUGUGUGUGAAUCUUCUGAUGGAGAGACUAAAGGCCUUGAGAGUUGACAGCACAGUGGCAGAAAAGAUCAACCAAGUGAAAGACUGUGCUGCAAAGAAUGGAAUGAAAAUGCCUAAAUAUGAUGAGUCCAGAGAGCACUUUCUGGUCAAUGACAGAAAGUAA
Messenger RNA from Sinocyclocheilus grahami, 834 nucleotides. RefSeq lists its product as uncharacterized. The record is from RefSeq and is a predicted model, not a curated record. The transcript is spliced from 7 exons. Bases 1 to 834 code for a protein of 277 amino acids. Lineage: Eukaryota; Metazoa; Chordata; Actinopteri; Cypriniformes; Cyprinidae.